AGUUCAAAAUGGCGGUACAUGUUUUGAAAUAUUCAGUUCACAAGUCUUCUAGUUUCUCUGCUAGUUAUGUACCUGACAACAUAACAGUCAACAAACCAACAGACCAGUCUUCCAGGUGGUCAUCUGAUUCGAACAACCCCCCACAGUAUUUAACCUUGAAAUUAGAGAGCCCUACUAUAUGCCAUAGUAUAACAUUUGGCAAGUAUGAAAAGACACAUGUGUGCAACCUCAAAAAGUUCAAGAUAUAUGGAGGUCUGAAUGAUGAAAAUAUGAUAGAAAUUUUAGACAGCGGUUUAAAGAAUGACCAUACAGCUGAAACAUUCUACCUCAAACACCAGAUAGACAAUAAUGACUUUCCAUGCAAAUACAUCAAAAUAGUGCCUAUACAGUCGUGGGGUCCUAGCUUUAACUUCAGUAUUUGGUAUGUGGAACUGAGUGGUGUAGAUAGUACUCAAGCUGUGGCUCCAUGUAUGAACUGGUACAAUACUUACAGGGAAAGAGAAGCAAUAAGACUGUGUCUCAAACACUUCAGGCAGCAUCACUAUAUAGAGGCUUAUGAAGCACUAAAGAAGAAAACCAAAGUGUCUCUUGAACAUGAGGUCUUAACUGAUCUGCAUACAGAACUUGUACUCAAUUCAGAUUUUGAUGCUUGUGAACAACUAAUAGAGAAGGCUUGUGAUGAUGGCUUGUUUGAUCACUAUAUCAGCCAGCAAGACUACAAACCUAAAUGGAGUUCUGUAGAACCAGUAACUAAAAGAGAGAACCAGAACGACUUUAGGCCGGGUAUGAGGGGAGGACAUCAGAUGUGCAUAGAUACUCAAUCAGAUAUCAUAUACCUGUAUGGUGGUUGGGAUGGUAACAAGGACUUGGCUGACCUAUGGGAAUACAGUAUUUCAACACAAACCUGGACUUGUCUCUGCAAAAAUACACAAGAGGAGGGUGGACCCAGUGCUAGAUCCUGUCAUAAGAUGGUUGUGGAUUAUGAACGUAAACAGAUUUUCACCCUUGGUCGAUACUUGGACAAUUCACUGCGAGCAGCUGAUAAUCUAAAGAGUGACUUCUAUAUGUAUGAUGUUGAGACUGCCAAGUGGACAUUAAUAACUAAUGACACUGGUGCUAUGGGAGGUCCUCAACUAAUAUUUGACCACCAGAUGGUUCUGGAUGUUGAAAAGCACACCAUUUUUGUGUUUGGUGGCCGUGUCCUCACAAGUAAUGCAGCUGAAGCAGAGAGAGGAUCUGACCCUACAUUUAGUGGUCUCUACUCCUAUCAUAUACCCACAAAUACCUGGACUAAACUGAAGGAUGACUGUCAGGAACUAAGGUCUCGAAUAGGACACUCAAUGCUCUUCCAUACUCGCUCACGUCAACUGUACAUCUUUGCUGGUCAGAGAUCUAAAGAUUACCUCAACGACUUCUUUACGUAUGAUGUUGACACUGGUGCAAUUAACAUCUUGUCCGAUGGUACUAAGAGAGAUGGAACAUGUGUGCCUGCUGCUGGCUUUACUCAGAGGGCUACCAUAGACCCAGACCUCAAUGAGAUUCAUGUCCUUUCAGGGUUAAGCAAAGACAAGGACAAAAGAGACAAUGUGAAAAAUUCAUUCUGGGUUUAUGAUAUAGCAAAGAACAAAUGGUCAUGUAUAUACAAGAAUGAGAACACAGGUCACCAGUAUUGGAACAAGAUGCAACAUAUAGAGCCAGUACCAAGAUUUGCUCAUCAGCUUGUUUAUGACUACAUUCACAAGGUACAUUAUCUCUUUGGUGGUAACCCUGGUAAAGACAGUCUUCCCAAGAUGAGACUUGAUGACUUUUGGGCAUUGCAGUUAAGUCGACCCUCUACCUAUCAUUUAUUACGACGCUGCAAGUAUCUCAUUAGACGUCACCGUUACCAAGAAAUGGCCAUGACACAACCCAUACAAGCUUUAGAAUACUUGCAGACAUCACUAACAGAUGUGGUGGAUCAUGAUGAUCCAAAUGAAAUCAAGGAAUUCCAACUGCUUACAUCAACAUUAUUCAAGAACGCAACUGAGGAACCUGUAUUAGAGACAGAUGUCAAUCUCAAUUACAAAAGCCGUUCAAAACUUUUCGAUAGCUUGGUUUCAUUUUUCCCAGAUCACAUGACCCAGCCCCAAGGAAACCUUAUAGACUUGAUCACCCUCGGCUGAGCACUUGGGAGAUGCCAACAACAAGGGGGUAUAGAUAUAUGAUAACAUGUGCAGAAAACAUCCUUAUAUCCCUUAAAUGGACAAGUGAACUCAUCCAUAUUGGAAACUUGGUGUAUACUGAAUUAAAGUAUAUCAAGUGGAUUCGAAAGACACCCAUGGAAAUAGUUUUACCUUGUUUCAAGUAUUUGAAGACUCAACCAUAUUCUACUCUGCUAUCCAGGCCACAGAGGUACAAUAGUUUACAUCUAACACCCCUGUUACUUCUACUAAUCAUGUUAUCUGUUAAUUGUUUAAAAGUAUUAUGAACAGACACAUUGGUUUUAGACCAAUAUAAAGAUGGCAAUAGUAUUUAUCAUCACUCCAAAGAAAGAGGAGGGAAAACCUUUGAGAUGAC
Messenger RNA from Owenia fusiformis, 2556 nucleotides. NCBI's taxonomy places the organism in Eukaryota, Metazoa, Annelida, Polychaeta, Sabellida, Oweniidae. The record is from the annotation of a GenBank genome assembly.